AUGAACACUUCGUCCAAGAAAAUCGCCUUCCUGGCCGCCGCACUGUUAUUAAUCGCGAUCAUCGGUUACACGGCUGCGGACAUGGCGAACGUGGCGAUAUGCAUCAGAAACUGCGCGCAAUGUAAGAAGAUGUUGGGCGACUAUUUCGAGGGGUCGCUGUGUGCGGACACCUGCGUCAAGUUCAAAGGCAAGAUGAUACCGGAUUGUGAAAAUAUCGAAUCCAUUUCACCGUUCCUCAACAAGCUCGAGUGAUCUGCGCCGCGAUUCCGGAAUUCGAGUAUAGUAGUUAAACAAUAAACAUUCAUGUAUAGUCGAUAGUAUGAUAUUAUUAAUUUAUAACGUGUACGCGGUUUUUGGUUAAUUCGAUAAAUAAAUUAUAUUCGUUACGAGUAAAAUAAAA
Aphis gossypii (cotton aphid) is the source of this 400-nucleotide messenger RNA. Its product is annotated as eclosion hormone-like. Gene Ontology annotation, molecular function: ecdysis-triggering hormone activity. The coding region runs from base 1 to 252 and encodes 83 amino acids. Lineage: Eukaryota; Metazoa; Arthropoda; Insecta; Hemiptera; Aphididae. The transcript has a single exon. The record is from RefSeq and is a predicted model, not a curated record. Gene Ontology annotation, biological process: neuropeptide signaling pathway; ecdysis, chitin-based cuticle.